Messenger RNA from Pomacea canaliculata, 1138 nucleotides. RefSeq names its product hydroxylysine kinase-like. Lineage: Eukaryota; Metazoa; Mollusca; Gastropoda; Architaenioglossa; Ampullariidae. Gene Ontology annotation, molecular function: amino acid kinase activity. The record is from RefSeq and is a predicted model, not a curated record. The transcript is spliced from 3 exons. Bases 44 to 424 code for a protein of 126 amino acids.
CUGACAUGACUGUGGUUGUGAUGACUGUUUAGACACGAGACCAAUGGACACACACGUAGUCCGGUUGUUUGAUUAUCUUCCCGGAAACACUCUGGCUUCGCAAACACUGACAGCGGAUGUCUGCUUUGAAGUUGGUCAACAUGCAGGUUGGCUGGACAAAGCUUUGCAGGAUUUUGACACAAGAACCAUUCCACAGCUGCUGGUGAAGUGGAACCUUGAGACUGUGCCCCACCUACUGCACAUGACACAGUCAGUGAAGGACAGGGACAAGAUGGACAUUUUGUCACAAGUUAUCAGUGCCUUCAAUGUGCAAGUUUGGCAACGAGAAACAAAGUUUCAGUCUGGUUGCUAUGGACGAUUUCGGAAAAUUAUGCAUGCAGAUGACCUUCACCCCACAAAAACUCCAGACCACUUCCGGUGUUGAUGUCUACUGUUGAUGCACGUAGCGUUCUUCGACCAUGCCGGCUCUUAAAAAUAACAAUGAUAGUCGAUUUUGCUGUGUACCUCAAUGUACAGUUAAAGCCUACAAAUGUCCAACAUUAUCCUUCAUGGAAUUCCGAAGGAUGAACAAAUGAAGAAGCUUUGGCUUGUAAGAAUUCGGAGACGAAGGGCCACUCUUUCGGGUAAGCAUGAUCGAGGUUUCAAAUUCCCUAUCACUAUUAGUCUUUUUCUUCUUUCGCAACUUCACUUUUUUUUCCAUGCCAUCUGAAUCAUCGUUAAUCUUUCUAAUUGAUUUAAAACUAUGAUUUCAGAAUACCUAUUGUGCUCGUAGUUUAAACUUACAUCAUGUGGGCAUAGCCAUUUCGUAUUACUGAAAACGCAUUACAUUUUAUUAUUAAAGUGCUGUUAUAUUAAAAUGCUGCAGAAAUGUUCAAAAAGGCUGACAUAUAUUACAAGUAUUACAACUUAUUUUGUAGUGAAACCUAUAUCUUUGUUGCUGCUGCACGACUAAUUAAUUUUGAAUCAAUCGCCAUUCCUUUACACUCAUAUCAUACAUAAUUUAAAUAUAAGGAUUAUUAGCUUCACAACAUAACCAACAGUGAUUAAAAGUAAUGAUGUGAAUAUCACUAAAAAACGGCUUAAAGACAAAAUCAUACGUGUGUUUUGGUAAAUGUUUAUGAUAACAUGACUAAGUGUU